CUAUUACCAAACAAGAAUAAAGUGUGUUUCCAUAUUCUUUGGUUGAAUACCAAACAUUUCUUUCCUUUCCCCAAAAUAUGGACAUCCCCCACACAUCUACCUUUCUUAUCAUGUUUUCUAAUCCAGCUAACCAUAACAUUGAGAACCUAUUAAAAAAAUGCACCAUUAAAGCACUAAUGGAUGUGGACCGGCCAGUAACAAACUUUCUUGAUUUCAUCAUCUUGUCGAGAGAGAUUGGUAACCAAUCUCUGUUGUUGCAUAAAACUGUGGUUGGUGGUGAAAUUUGUACUAACAAACACAGAAAAUGGGAGUUGCAAAAGAGCAGCACAUAGUAAUGCUGCCAUUGAUGCCCCAAUGCCAUCUCAUCCCAUUCUUAGCCUUAGCCAACCAAAUCACCCAACGCUUCCCCUUCAAAAUCACCAUCGUCACCACCCCUCUCAACCUCCGCUACCUCCAAACCGCCGCGUCCAACCACUCCCCCCAAAUCCACUUCUCCGAGCUCCCUCUCAACGCCGCCGAUCACGGCCUCCCCCCGAAAACAGAGAACACCGAUGCCCUGCCCCUCAACCCGGAGAAGUGCCUGGAGUGGCUUGAUUCCCACUCAGAAAACUCCGUUGUCUAUAUCAGCUUCGGGUCGCAGAACACGGUGAGCCAGCAUCAGAUGAUGGCGCUGGCGUUGGGGUUGGAGGACAGCGGCCGGCCGUUCAUCUGGUCGAUCAGGCCGCCCACGGGCUUCAACUCGAGGGACGAGUUCAAGCCCGAGUGGCUUCCCGAAGGAUUCGAGGAGCGAGGGCAGGGGCUGGUGGUGCGAUCAUGGGCGCCGCAGCUGGAGAUAUUCUGCCACCGGUCAACGGGAGCGUUUGUGAGCCACUGCGGAUGGAAUUCGGUGGUGGAGAGCUUGAGCCAGGGGGUGCCGAUCAUCGGGUGGCCGCUGGCGGCGGAGCAGGGAUACAAUGCGAAGAUGCUGGUGGAGGAGAUGGGGGUGUGCGUGGAGAUGACGAGGGGCGUGGAGAGCCAGAUUAGUAGAGAGGAUGUGAAGAGAGUGAUUGAGGAGGUGAUGGACGGAGGAAGUAAAGCGGUGGAGAUGAGGAAGAAAGCGGUGGCGGUCGGAGAGUUGAUCUGAGCUGCCUUGACCGAGGAAGGUGGGCGUAAGGGUUCUUCGCUUAAAGCUUUGGAUGAUUUUGUGGACACUCUUCUCUCUCUAACGCCUAGUGUUUGAUUAUUCUAGUUUAUUUUCCACUAAUAUUAUUACUAUUGAUUUAUUACAAUCAUCUGAUUUGAUUGCAGCAUUACUAAGGUGGAAGAGGGUCUUUUAAACUUUUAGGGGAGUGUAUUAUUUGGCGUUAUUAUUGAAGUAAUUUUUUGCUUGAAUAAUACUCCCUCCAUUUCCACAGGAGUAGGAUUAUUUUCCUAUUUUGAUGAUAAGUGGAAUCAUUUACAUUUUUAAUAAAAAUUAACACAUUUCUUUA
This is a messenger RNA of Salvia splendens (bonfire salvia), 1469 nucleotides long. RefSeq names its product UDP-glycosyltransferase 92A1. Gene Ontology annotation, molecular function: UDP-glucosyltransferase activity. Lineage: Eukaryota; Viridiplantae; Streptophyta; Magnoliopsida; Lamiales; Lamiaceae. The transcript is spliced from 2 exons. Bases 305 to 1123 code for a protein of 272 amino acids. The record is from RefSeq and is a predicted model, not a curated record.